This is a messenger RNA of Aspergillus vadensis CBS 113365, 2448 nucleotides long. RefSeq names its product cysteine proteinase. Bases 1 to 2448 code for a protein of 815 amino acids. Gene Ontology annotation, biological process: protein deubiquitination. The record is from RefSeq and is a predicted model, not a curated record. NCBI's taxonomy places the organism in Eukaryota, Fungi, Ascomycota, Eurotiomycetes, Eurotiales, Aspergillaceae. The transcript has a single exon. Gene Ontology annotation, molecular function: cysteine-type deubiquitinase activity. Gene Ontology annotation, cellular component: cytoplasm.
AUGUCUCAGGGGGUACCUCCGCGGCGGCCUCUAGGGCCCCGUAGUAUGGGAUCUUCCCAUGAUGUACCUACUAUACCUCCGAAAGUGCCCCUUAAUACAUCUCUUCCUCGCGCUCCCGAUCCAACUUAUAGCCCGAUCUGGACCGUGCCUUCACAGGGACCCUCAAACCCACCCAGGACCUCAAUUGAAAGCUCUCGUCCGGUCAACCCACGGUAUUCUCAAAUUACGUCAUCUUCCCGCAGUAGUCUUAGCCAUGAUGGCUUCGACGACAAUCCUUACAGGUCGCAAACCCCGAACGGUGUACAUCAGGCGAAGGAGGUUAAAAGCAGUAGUGCAGAUCUCCCCCACAGCACCACAAUUGAGCCCCAGAAGCUGCUGGAGUAUAUGCGCAAAUACAACAUUUUAUUGAUUGACGUGCGUUUCCGGGACCAGUACGAUAGUGGCCACAUCUAUGCCUCGUCGAUCCUUUGCAUUGAGCCGGUGGCAUUAAAGGAGAAUGUGUCAGCGGAGGAGCUCGAAGAGCGCCUGGUGGUGUCGCCGGAACAUGAGCAGUCAUUAUUCGAGCGGCGCAACGAGUAUGACAUGGUCGUCUAUUAUGACCAGGGAACGGCAUCAGUCAGCUAUCUAGCCGGAUCCCCUGUAGGCACGACGGCUCCUCAUCUUCGAGCCCUGUAUGACACGCUUUACGAGUUCAACGCAUAUAAGCCAUUGAAAGAUGGACGACCUCCUGCACUACUGCUUGGCGGCCUUGACGCAUGGACCGAUCUAGUUGGCCAGCAGUCUCUUGCUACAUCCUCCACUGCUGCUGUGAUGGGAUCUUUGCAAGCAAAGAGGCCGGUCAGAAGGCCAGGGCGACCGCUAGGAAGAGUGCCUACGAUCGUCAGUGCCAAUUCUAGCUUGGAAGUGAGGAAGAGAAGAUUGCGCGAAUAUAAGCCACUGAAUCCUCAAGAGCUCACAGAGUGGAUGGAAAAGUCUAAGACGGAAGAAAUCGACCCCGGGACUUAUGUCGAGGAGGAUGCACUCACGGAAGAACCGGAAGGUGCUGAAGAGCCACCUGUCUCUCCCUUUGUGCACACAUAUGAGGAUUUCCUGCGGCGCUUCCCAGAACCACAUGCAAUCCAGCAGUCAAUGGUAACGCCGCACGUUCGGCCAGCGGGGACACCGGCACCCAACUAUGCUGCGCCUGUUCCUGUUGCUCCAUCAAGGCCUCCGCCUGCAGUCCCACGGCCCAGUUAUAGUGGCGUUUCAGACGGCCGGCAAAUACAACCUACGCUGGAGCGACAAAACUCUGCCACCAAAACAGCUCUCUACACACCAAGCUCGAUGCUUAACCGCCUGAAGCUCCCACGGACUGGCUUGACAAAUUUUGGCGUGACCUGUUACAUGAAUUCCACCCUUCAGUGUUUGAACGCUACAGUGGUGUUGAGCAAGUUCUUCAUCGACAAUCGCUUUCGGUACUAUGUACAGAAGAACUGGAAGGGCUCCCAAGGCGUUAUGCCGGGACUUUUCGCGAAUCUGAUCCGGUCACUCUGGAAGAACGACGUGGAAGUGAUCAUGCCGACUUCCUUUCGGAAUUUCUGCGGACGGCUGAAUCAAGAAUGGGCUAUCGAUCGCCAGCAGGAUGCCAAGGAAUUUUUCGACUUUGUCGUCGACUGUUUGCACGAGGACCUGAACAUUAAUUGGCAGCGGACGCCUCUCAGACCCUUGACAUUCGAGGAGGAGAUGCAGCGCGAGAGAAUGCCCGUUCCCAAGGUUUCUAAAAUUGAGUGGGAUCGUUAUUGUCAUCGCGAAGAGUCAUUCAUUUCCUCGCUCUUUGCAGGCCAGCACGCGAGCCGGCUACGCUGCACCACCUGUAAGCGGACAUCAACCACGUAUGAGGCAUUCUACAGCAUCAGUGUCGAAAUUCCACCGUCGGGCACGGGCGACAUUUACCAUUGUCUUCGCAGUUAUUGUCAAGAGGAGAUGCUGAGUGGGGAUGAGGUGUGGAAAUGUCCGUACUGCAAGUGCGAACGAGUGGCCACCAAACAGAUUAUUAUCACGCGGGCACCGCAGAUCUUGGUCGUCCACUUCAAGCGGUUCUCGGCGUCGAAGACCCAGACUGCACGGAAGAUCCAUACGCCUAUCGACUUCCCUUUGCAUGGACUCCGGAUGGAUGACUUUGUCUUCUCGGCAUAUAAUCAGGGGCAGACCAACGGAUUACCCCACGACCCGAUCGCGGCCACGGUGCCUCCAUUCACGUACGAUGCGUACGGAGUCUUGCGGCACAUCGGGUCCUCGAUGGGCAGCGGGCACUACAUCUCUCUGGUGCGAGAUGCGCAGCGACAAUGCUGGCGACGAUUCGAUGACGAGCGGGUUACCGAUUUCAACCCGCGCGAUCUGCGAUCGAAAGACCGGCUGCAGAACGAACAAGCCUAUAUUGUCUUCUACGAGCGGGUGCCCGCCAAGUAA